CGCCCGCCCGCUAAUUGCUUCAGCUUGAAGCUGCAAGGCAUACGACACCAGAGCCGCGUACAGCUCAUAAUCGUGACUAUUCGGACGCCCACCCAUCGCUGCAGCACUGAAACGGCGAGCUGGGGGAACAGCAGCACAUGCGCCUCGCCGCAGCCAUGCUCUGGCUCGCCGCGGCGCGCGCGCUCGUGCCACGGGCGCCACGAGCGACGCGCCGCGUCGCUUUACAAGCCGUACCGAUCAACAAGGGCGGCAAGCGCGGCAGCCGCCGCCAGCGCCACGAGCUCCGCACGCUCGACUUCUCCGAGGUUUCAAAACCCAAGCCGAAGGCACGAUCUAAAGCCCACCCCGGGCUCGAGAAGCUGGGAGCGCCGACGACACCGGAGGCGACGCUCGCCGCAUUGCAAUCAAAUGAAAUAGACGCGCCGACGUUGGCUGCUGGCGUCGCUUCAUUAUGCGCGUCUCAGAGGCGAGAUCUGGCCAUCGAGGCUAUUCAAUUACGGAGCCUGGCGCGGGACCCGCGGUCGCUCACGACCGCCGUGACCGCGUUGUGCCGAGCCGCAGCACCGAAAGCGUGCGUGCCUCUUAUCGAAGACGUUUUGGGGGAAGGUGUUGCAAGGCCGGGGCGCAUCUACGGUCCCAUCGUCGCGGGCUUGCUUGACAAAAGAAGAAGGCCCUACGAUCUGUUGAGGGACUGGGUACAAGCUGAGAGUGAUACAUCUGAAAACUGCGAACCCCCAUCACAUAUCCCCUUCGCCAAAGCUCUAGAAGCUUGUCGACGAAGCAAGGACCUGGACGCGGCUUAUUUGGUCCUAGACGCGUUCGACGCUUCUUCGUGUGAGGACCACGCCGAUUUGUCGAGGGAGAUCUCGUCGAUCUUCGCACGAAGUGUCCGAUUCAUCGUGGGAGCCGUGUCGUCCAAACAACUCCCCUCCACAGAAGUCAAGGAGGUCGCCUUUGUCGGUAGAAGCAACGUCGGCAAAAGUUCUUUGGUGAACAUGUUCCUGGGACGCACGAAGGCGGCCUACGUAUCGAAAAAACCGGGCAAGACGCGGCAGUUCAAUGUUUUUGACGUGAAUAGCGCGUCUGUCGACUCGCGACGGGCGUCGUCGGUCGUUGAGGAGUCUUCACCGUGGAGUCCGUCGGGCCGCUUUAGGCUAGUAGACGUGCCCGGUUCGGGCUACGCCAAGGUCUCGGAAUCGUAUCGGGACGAGUGGAAGGUCUUUCUGAGGGAGUAUCUUGGUACUAGAGAUAAUUUGGAAGCGGUCUGCCACCUCGUCGACUCUAGAGUGGGUCUGCAGAAGACGGACCUGGAGUUGUUUGAGUUGAUAGGGGAGUCGGGCUUCGCGGGGGACGUGAUCAUCGUGCUGACGAAGGUCGACAAGAAGAGCGCGCGGGCCGCCGAGGUCCUCGCCGCUGUACGUCAAGCGGCGCCGGCGGCGCGCGUCGUUUCUACUUCCUCUAAAGAAGGUAUCGGUCGCGCAGCGCUCUGGCGGGCGCUCAAGGGUGUUGUCGUGCCGGAGUCCUCGUGACUGCGUCCGGCGGCUCGAUGAUUCUGGGAACGCGUCGAUGGCGUCCGUCGUGGCCCCCACGCCAUCGCCCCGACGCCUGCUCGACGGCGUGCAGCACGGUCGCGUCGUCGUCGAGAAAUGAACUACUACUAAGGAC
Pelagomonas calceolata is the source of this 1665-nucleotide messenger RNA. Lineage: Eukaryota; Pelagophyceae; Pelagomonadales; Pelagomonadaceae. The record is from the annotation of a GenBank genome assembly.